UAUAGAAAAGUUAUUAGGUAUCAUAAAAUCUUAUUAAAAUGAAUAUUUACUGAAAAAAAAUAUUUUUGAUAUAAAAUUUAUUAGUUAUUACUAUAUUAUGAAAAUUUUCCAAAAAUAUAAAUCCGUAUAUAGAAAAUCAUCAUUAUUAUAUUUAAGAAAUCUUACCAAAAACAUAAAUCUAAAUAUAGUAAAUUUUACACGUCACAAUUAGAUUUAUACCAUGUCAUAUUUCUUUUAAUCCAUGACCUUUUAAUUUUGCAUUAUCUAAUUUUUGAUAAAAAUAAUUGAAAUUUAUAAAGUUACUUUAUUAUAUUAUUAUUUAUUAAAUUACCAUUUUUAAAUAUGUCUAUUUGUAAAUAUAUAAAUUAUUUCUAAUAAUAUAUAAAUUAAAUAAAAAUAACUUAUAUACGUUGAUAAAAUAUAUUUUAAACUACACUUAUUUUAAUAAUAAAAAUAUGAUUCAUAUAUUGAUGUAAAAUUUUAAUAUUCGUAAUUAUUAUUUAUAUAUAAAAACAUAUUAUUUUAAUUGAUAUAGAAAAGUUAUUAGGUAUCAUAAAAUCUUACCAAAAUGAAUAUUUACUGAGAAAAAAUAUUUUUGAUAUAAAAUUUAUUAGUUAUUACUAUAUUAUGAAAAUUUUCCAAAAAUAUAAAUCCGUAUAUAGAAAAUCAUCAUUAUUAUAUUUAAGAAAUCUUACCAAAAACAUAAAUCUAAAUAUAGUAAAUUUUACAUAUCACAAUUAGAUUUAUGCCAUGUCAUAUUUCUUUUAAGCCAUGUCAUUAUUUUUUUGUGAAAGUUAAUGUAGUGAUAACACAUAUACAAAUCAAUUCUCAAAUAUAGUCUAGGAGAUAUUCAAACUUGUGUAGUUUUACUUUUUUACGGAAUGUCCAAGAAAGGAAUAAUCAGUCCAUUUAAAAGGAAGACUUUUGCGUAUUUACAUAAGUAGUAAAAAUGGUAAUUCAGAAGAUAACCCAUUAUGGAAAACUUCUAAAUAAAGAAUCGAAUCAAUACUAAUAGACUAGUAUAAGGAGAGGAAGAUGCAUGCAAACAAUCUAUCUCUGUCUGCAUAAUUCGUUUUCUUUGUCACAACAUCAAAUAUGGGAGGCACAAAACGUAAAAUAAAGAUUGAGGAGAUCGAAAAGAAGACAGUGAAAUCGGUGGCUUUCACGAAACGACGUAACGGUCUCUUCCGCAAAGCUGCUGAGCUCUGUCUUCUCUCUUCCUCUGCUCAAAUCGCAAUCUUAGCGACUCCUCCUUCUACCAAUUCUCACGCUGCUUUCUAUUCCUUUGGACAUUCCUCUGUCGACCACGUUGUUUCCUCUCUGCUCAACGAUACGUGUCCUCUUCCGACAGAACAAGAGAACAAGUCAGGAUUAGGGUUUUGGUGGGAAGACGAAGGCUUUGAAAGAUCGGAGAACAUAGAUGAACUGAAAGAAGCUACUGAUGCGGUUUCUAGGAUGUUGAACAAUUUGAGGCUACGAUUAGAUGCUUUGAAGAGUAAUCAAAGUGGUGGUGCUUUAGUGAUCCAUCAAGAGGAGGUUCUUCAGAUUUGUGACACCGAGACAAACAACAACGAAGAGAUGACGAAUCAAAUUACUAGACUUGAAGGAGCUUCUGGAAGUUUGGUAGAGAAUGUGGAGGAUAGUCUGCCUAAUGAUGGGUUUUUUGGUGAUGUCAAGAUUGAUACACUUUAAUUAGAUAUUGCUAUUUUAUUCAACAUGUCUCGUUUAGGUUUAUACACUGCAAGAAAUAUCGGCACUAGUAGCGUCGAAAAUACGCCGUGACAGCCGCAGCUAUAAUAGACCCCCUCCCUAUCAUAGCGUUUUUUCGUGUGCUAUCUUAAAUAGAGAUGUUAUAGCGUUAAUCAUGAGUUAUACGAUAGUCAUUUAUAGCAUUUGAUUUGUGAUAUUAUGUAGUUUUCUAUGGCUUUUUAUUAGUGUUGUAAAAUAUUUUAUAAUAACAUAAAUAUAAUGCUAUAAUUUAAAAUAAAAUACUUAAAUUUAAUUAAUUAAUACUGAUUAAUUAAUUAAAUUUUAUUACUUUUAAAAAAUAAUUUAAAAUUAAAUGCAAAAAUUAAUUCUUAAUUAAAAAAAAAAUAUUUAUUAAUUAAAAUUAAAUUACAAAAAAAAUGUAACACUAAACCAGAAUUAAAAAAUUAAAUACACCAGAACACAUUAAACCAAAACUAAUUAAAACACAUUAAACCAAACCUAAUUAACCAAAACCUAACUAACAAAACCUAAACCUAAGCCCCACAUAUCAGCUGCGCCUUAGUCUCCGUCGCCACAGCGCUUCAACGUCACCAUCAUUCAGUCACAUACCACUUCUUCUAAACCGACGCCUCAACCGGCUCUGGAUGCUAUGGCUGAAGAAAGGAUUCAAUAUGGUGUUGGAGCCACCGUUCGAUCUGCUUGUCGCGCCUCCUUUUCCUCUGCCAAAUCUUCU
Messenger RNA from Brassica napus (rape), 2443 nucleotides. Its product is annotated as agamous-like MADS-box protein AGL97. Gene Ontology annotation, molecular function: protein dimerization activity; RNA polymerase II cis-regulatory region sequence-specific DNA binding; DNA-binding transcription factor activity, RNA polymerase II-specific. The coding region runs from base 1096 to 1692 and encodes 198 amino acids. Gene Ontology annotation, biological process: regulation of transcription by RNA polymerase II. The record is from RefSeq and is a predicted model, not a curated record. The transcript has a single exon. NCBI's taxonomy places the organism in Eukaryota, Viridiplantae, Streptophyta, Magnoliopsida, Brassicales, Brassicaceae.